Pollicipes pollicipes is the source of this 881-nucleotide messenger RNA. RefSeq names its product trafficking protein particle complex subunit 6b. The coding region runs from base 298 to 780 and encodes 160 amino acids. The transcript has a single exon. The record is from RefSeq and is a predicted model, not a curated record. Gene Ontology annotation, biological process: endoplasmic reticulum to Golgi vesicle-mediated transport; regulation of GTPase activity. Gene Ontology annotation, cellular component: cis-Golgi network; TRAPP complex; trans-Golgi network. NCBI's taxonomy places the organism in Eukaryota, Metazoa, Arthropoda, Thecostraca, Pollicipedomorpha, Pollicipedidae.
UUCGACGAUGGACGCCUGAGCCCAAGAGGCCAUGCGCCCCUAAACCAACAACAACAACAACAACGACAGUGGCUAUUUUUGGCUUGACGUGAGUUAUUGCCUGUGCGUGGUGGCAUUGUGGGAGGGUUUUGGACAGUCAGUCCUGGAAAUAUCCUCUCCCAGUGGCCAAGGCCAUCAGUGACGACUUCGUGAAUCUUUAAAUUGCGCGUUAUCAGGAUCCCUGGUAGAUCUCUUUUUGGCUGGCAGAGAACCCCGGAUUGCACGUAAACGAGCUCCCGAAGAAGUGCAGCUUGCAGUAUGGCAGAAGAAGCAUUGUUUGAGUUUCUCCACAACGAAAUUGUUGCAUUUAUCAUCGAAAAUGAGCAUGAAACCAAGAAAGAGGACGGUGGCCAGAAUGCUGUCUCCAAACUGGAGAGGAUAGGGUUUGCUGCAGGGUACAGGAUCGUGGAGAGGCUGACCCGAGAGUGGCCCAGAUUCAAAGAUGAAUUGGAUACAAUGAAAUUCAUCUGCAAAGAUUUCUGGCUCGCCAUUCAUCGAAAGCAGAUUGAUAACCUCCGCACGAAUCACCAAGGUGUGUAUGUGCUGCUGGACAAUCGCUUCAGAUUUCUGGCAAAUAUGUCAGCUGGAAAGCAGUACCUGGAGUCAAGCCCCAAGUACCUUGCAUACAUGUGUGGAAUGAUGAGAGGAGCUUUAUCCAACCUGGGUCUGAACUGUGUUGUUACUGCGGAAGUCACCCACAUGCCUGCGUGCAAGUUUCACAUUCAGGUACAAAGAAGUUAGUGCUGUUUUUAAACUCUACCAGAGCAAGAUGUUUGGUUAUGAUCAGCAUUGAUGCUGCUUUUUCCUAUCAUUUCAAGAAAGCAAUUCUCGCACCUUUGGAG